Molecule: messenger RNA, 1344 nt
Organism: Pseudovirgaria hyperparasitica
Lineage: Eukaryota; Fungi; Ascomycota; Dothideomycetes; Acrospermales; Acrospermaceae
Product: beta-1 and beta-2 tubulin
Exons: 8
Coding region: 1-1344 (447 amino acids)
Biological process (GO): mitotic cell cycle; microtubule cytoskeleton organization
Cellular component (GO): cytoplasm; microtubule
Molecular function (GO): structural constituent of cytoskeleton; GTP binding; GTPase activity
Source: RefSeq, a predicted model, not a curated record
AUGCGUGAAAUCGUACAUCUUCAAACCGGUCAAUGUGGUAACCAAAUUGGUGCUGCCUUCUGGCAACAGAUCUCUGGCGAGCACGGUCUAGAUGGCUCUGGAGUCUACAAUGGUACCUCAGACCUUCAAUUGGAGCGCAUGAACGUGUACUUCAACGAGGGCUCUGGCAACAAGUUCGUCCCUCGCGCUGUACUCGUCGAUUUGGAGCCUGGUACUAUGGACGCUGUCCGUGCUGGUCCUUUCGGUCAGCUCUUCCGUCCUGACAACUUUGUUUUCGGUCAAUCCGGUGCUGGUAACAACUGGGCGAAGGGUCACUACACUGAGGGUGCCGAACUCGUCGACCAAGUUUUGGACGUUGUCCGCCGUGAGGCUGAGGGAUGUGACUGCCUUCAGGGUUUCCAGAUUACCCACUCCCUCGGUGGUGGUACUGGUGCUGGUAUGGGUACGCUAUUGAUCUCCAAGAUCCGUGAGGAGUUUCCAGACCGCAUGAUGGCCACAUUUUCGGUUGUACCGUCACCCAAAGUGUCUGAUACCGUUGUUGAACCUUACAACGCCACUCUGUCCGUCCACCAACUUGUGGAGAACUCGGACGAGACCUUCUGUAUAGACAACCAGGCGCUCUACGAUAUCUGCAUGAGAACCCUCAAGCUCAACAACCCCUCGUACGGCGACCUGAACCACCUUGUCUCCGCCGUCAUGUCCGGUGUAACAACCUGUCUACGUUUCCCUGGUCAGCUCAACUCUGAUCUACGCAAAUUGGCUGUGAACAUGGUUCCUUUCCCUCGUCUCCACUUCUUCAUGGUCGGUUUCGCUCCUCUAACCAGUCGUGGCGCCCAUUCUUUCCGUGCCGUCACUGUUCCCGAACUCACCCAGCAAAUCUUUGACCCCAAGAACAUGAUGGCUGCCAGUGACUUCAGGAACGGUCGCUACUUGACAUGCUCUGCCAUCUUCCGUGGUAAGCUCUCCGGAAAGGAGGUCGAGGACCAGAUGCGAAACGUCCAGAACAAGAACUCUUCCUACUUCGUUGAGUGGAUCCCCAACAACGUCCAGACCGCUCUUUGCUCCAUCCCUCCCCGUGGUCUCAAGAUGUCAUCUACCUUCGUUGGUAACUCCACCUCCAUCCAGGAGCUCUUCAAACGUGUCGGUGACCAGUUCACUGCUAUGUUCCGUCGCAAGGCUUUCUUGCAUUGGUACACUGGUGAGGGUAUGGACGAGAUGGAAUUCACUGAGGCUGAGUCCAACAUGAACGAUUUGGUCUCUGAGUACCAGCAAUACCAGGAGGCAUCGGUCUCCGAUGCUGAGGAGGAGUACGCUGAAGAGGAGCCCAUUGAGGCCGAGGAGUAA